UGCAAAAGGCAAAUCCCAAGUGGCAGUGCUAGCACUCGAUUAAGGGAGGCGGAUGUCGGCACUCGGUUGAAAAGCGGCACUCCGAGUGCCAAUGUCCUAAACUCUUCCAAGGACACAAGUCUUCCAUCAACAUCGACGUUGAAAGUGGCGGAUGUUGGACCUUCUCUACCAGUAAGUGAUCCACCCUAA
Dovyalis caffra is the source of this 189-nucleotide messenger RNA. Lineage: Eukaryota; Viridiplantae; Streptophyta; Magnoliopsida; Malpighiales; Salicaceae. The record is from the annotation of a GenBank genome assembly.